AUGGAGGCGGGCGCACGGGAGGAGUUGGCAGAAGCAGCGAGGAACAGAAAUAGCCGACGCCUGAUGAAGGCUAGCGGCAGCUGCGAAAGGUCGGAGAGUACUCUUUUAGAACACAGUCAUGUUUCCGCUUCUCUCUCCCACAGAACAUCUCUCAUAUUGUUACCAUUGACUCUCGCAAUCUCUCUCCUUUCAGUAUCUCCUAAAGUCUAG
Nezara viridula (southern green stink bug) is the source of this 210-nucleotide messenger RNA. NCBI's taxonomy places the organism in Eukaryota, Metazoa, Arthropoda, Insecta, Hemiptera, Pentatomidae. The record is from the annotation of a GenBank genome assembly.